AUGGAUGAACCCCCGGACCACGAGACGAGACUAUCUCCUCUUCGUGCUUCUUCGCCUUCCCCGUCCAUCCCGCCAACUCCCGCCAUCUCCUCCUGUCCGUCUCCAGAUCGCACGUUCUCGACCGUCUCCUCUCUCUCCACAUCAUCAGCCACCUCUAUAGAUGCCAGGUCGUCAGUGUCUGUCUCCUCACGGCGUCGAGGGUACAUCCGCCCUCAGGGGGUGGAGUUUGCCAACUCCGCCAAAAGCAGAGAGAGUGUCAUGAGCUUGGGAAGUAUUGCCCAUCUCCAAUACUAUUUUGCAAGGACCGGUUUACUAGACGGGCGAGGCGGCACACUUCGCGAGUGGAAGAAGAAAAGGAAGCCAGAGGACCUCCCGAGGCUUCUCCUAACGCCCAAUGAGAGAUUUAUUCCAGACCUCACGGAAAGUCCGACGGCGAUGGAAACGCCGGAGAUCGACGAGAUCGACGACAUGGACGAUUUCGACGAAGGUGACGAAGUAAUGCUUCCUCCCACAGUGAGCACGUACAGCAUCAAAACACACUAUAUACCACCCCCGCCUGAUUUGAUGGCUCUCCGCAGAGACCUUGUGGAUGCGUUAGACAAAGCAGAUAAAAGUAUAAACUUAAUGGAGAAAUCAUCUGCAGAUUCGAGACGCCCACGGCUCAGCGUAUCUUCUGGCAGUCACUCGCCUGCUGAUGAUCGCAAAACACAAGCACCAGGAUGGGAUGAAGUUCAAGGCAUGCACAUCUUAGACGUGCUCACUCUCGCCAUUCGGGCGGCUAAAAUAUACUACACUUCUCAUGAGUAUCCAGAACGCCUGGAAUCUCUGAAAACAGAACGAGAACUGCGGAAAGAGCUCCUUGACGUGCUUGAAGUGCUAAAGCGAUGGGCGUCGCGGAAUUUUGCCGGUGGCCUACGUGAAGGUGAGCGGACGUUCUUUUUGGACUGGAUGUCCGAAGUACGCGCUCUGUUGGCCAAAGAGGCCAAGCUGGAAGAACUGGAAGCAAAAGAUCGCGAAGGCUGGGCUUGGGCACGCGGUGACUGGGCCGGUCGAGAGCGAGAACGGGAGGAGGCCUUCUUGCGUAGUCUGAUGGACAACAACAGCAGCACACCGCUGCCAGUUUGGACGUCAACCGAAGAUGGGCAACUUCCUACUCCAAUGCUAGAACGUCUACGGGACGGCCGAGAUCUUGUGCGGAUGCACAACAGAGCCGUCAAGAAAUCCAAACGGCGAUUCUGCGAGAUCAAGAACUUCCAUCAAGACAUAGGCAAACCGUACCGACAGGCAGAGAAUCUCCAGUACUGGAUGAAAGCUUCUGAGAUCCGAUGGGAGACCAAGCUAGAAAUGAACGUUAUGGACGUGGUGCACGGUAGCAGCGAUGACGCCUGGAGGCAAUUCGACGCGGCCCUCCUGGCCUGGUGUAAAGCAGUUCGGGAAGAACUGACGCGAGACUGGAUAGAGACAAGACCUGGGACCAGGUCGGGGAAUUCUCCCACAACAGGUUCUGUAGCAAGUUCUGGAUAA
Monascus purpureus is the source of this 1524-nucleotide messenger RNA. Lineage: Eukaryota; Fungi; Ascomycota; Eurotiomycetes; Eurotiales; Aspergillaceae. The record is from the annotation of a GenBank genome assembly.